Molecule: messenger RNA, 7341 nt
Organism: Heterocephalus glaber (naked mole-rat)
Lineage: Eukaryota; Metazoa; Chordata; Mammalia; Rodentia; Bathyergidae
Gene: Adamts18
Product: ADAM metallopeptidase with thrombospondin type 1 motif 18
Biological process (GO): proteolysis; extracellular matrix organization
Cellular component (GO): extracellular matrix
Molecular function (GO): metalloendopeptidase activity
Source: RefSeq, a predicted model, not a curated record
GUAUCAAUGGGAUCACAUCAGAGGGAGAAAGAAGCCAUGUGAAAUAACUCAUUAUGACCAGAAUGGAAGAAGAAAACACAAGAAGUUGUUCAAGGGAAAAAUAUUAGCUGACAGGAAGGAGAAGUGAUACUCUGAAAAUCUAUCAAGUUUUGACUAUGUUUAAGUCACCCUGUGAAACAGAUGUUGCUGUCAUCCUCAUGCUAUUGACAAGCGAAGCUCAGAGAGCAUUCCCUUUGGUAUCCUUGAGCCACCAUGCAAGAGAUCUGGCUAGCCUUUUGGGGUAGCCACUUGGACAGGUGUUGGUCUAACACUAUAGACAACAUCCCAGUUAAGCUUCCAGGUGAUACCAACCUCAGCUCCCAUCUUCAAUAACACAAAAGACUCCAAAAAGGCUAGCAGCAGAAGAAGCAUUUAGGUUGAAGGAUUAUGGCUGGUUUAUGUUCAAGUUCAAUAAUUCUCCCACCGUCUUCAUUCUAUCAAGUCAUCCAGUGAAUUCUUACUCAGGGCACGUUUCCAGUCAGCUCAAGCUCAUCUCAGCAGUGUGGGGAAUUGGAAGAGACAGACAGAGAGCCAGGGAUCUGGGUUGUGCUUGCCUCUGCCAGGGAGUCCUGUGUCUUCCAGCAGCCUGUCUUUUCUAAUUAGAAUCCAUCCAAAUGCACCAUGGACACAAGCACUGUCUCCAUGUAUCUCAGACAUCUUCACAUUAUUAUAUAAAAGAGGAAACAGACUACAUAUUUGCUCCAGAUGAAAUUCAGAGGGCAACCCAUUUCUGCUUCAUUUAAGAAAGAAGUUGUUAUGAGUUCAAGUUAUCCAACAGGAUGAAGGUCUUUUCACGUACAUUUUGUGUUUUCUUUUAUGGAAUUUUGAAGCAGAGAAUAGAAGGUCAUCUAUCUUGGGGUAUUCUGUAGGAGUUUGAGCCUUGGUGGAGCAGGGUUCCUGAGAUACUGCCCUUCCUACUACAUCAGAGCACUGCUUACCGGGAAUCUGGUCACAGCGUGAGUGGUUCCAGUGGAAGAGGACACAGGGCCAGUUCCUGGAAAAUUGAAUGCACAAAAUUAUCCAGAAGUUACAGCUUUGUGUUUGUAUAUCGGCCCCACAGAAAAGACUGGGCUUCAUCAUCUGCAACUGAGCAAAACUGAAAGUUUUACAGAUAUGUCUGUGACUACGUGAGGAAUAAGUUUUUCUUUCUGUACCAAACUGUGAAGGACUGGCAUCUAUUGGAAGAAAUGAUUUAUUGGUGUGUGGAAAAUCAGUGGCGGGAAGAAUCUCUUACAUUAGGCCCCCGAGGAGGCCUCCAGCCCCUCAAAGGUGCAGGAACUCAAUGCAUGGGUGUCUGGUUGAAUGAAUGACAGGACAUGAGGCUCCACGCUGAGGGAGGAAAAUAUCCCUGAACAGCAUUAGAUCCACACUGUUCAUUCAGAUUCUCAUCUGGGCAGCACCUCCCACCCCACCCCAGGAUGAUGAGAAAAUCAUACAGCAUUUUGUCACCAUUGCAGGGGUGCUACUGGCAUCUAGUGGGUAGAGGACAGAGACUGCUGCUGAACACACUACGUUUAUAAAGCUCAGGACAAUUCCCAUCACAAAGAAUUAUCCAACUCCAAAUGCCAGUAGUGCUGAGGAUGAGACACCCCAUAGCCCAGGCCAGAGUGCAGUAUGGGCCAGAAUUGUUCUCUGGCCUCCAGCACUAGCCUGAGUGCAGAACCUACAUCAUUGGCCACAACAGAGGAAGAACAAAAGGACACUGAUGGGCUCUUGCAAAUGUAUCUCCCUGGAGAGAUGCAAACCAAGAACUUGUUUACUCUCAGCUGAGUGUGGAUCAAGCUGGAAGCGCUCUGAUUUCCUGUGGUGGUUACUUGAUACUGCGACUUACAGCCCUGUCCACCCCAGUCUCCUUUCUUGUUCUGUCUGUUGCUUGGUGACAUGAUGGGGAACACUGUGUUUCCUGCAUGCCUUUGAUGUCCAGUUCCUCUCAGUGUCCCUGACUUUGCUGACAUCACCUGAAGCAUUGGGUCACCUGUGCAGAGGUAGCUGCAGUCGCUGGCCACACAAGCACCUUUGGACCUCACGCCAAACACACCAAAUUCGCGUCUCAGUGGAACCUGGCCCAAGAAUCUGCAUUUAAGCCAGAGUCCCAGCUGAUUUUGAUGCAUGUUAAAGUCUGACAGGAUGUAUGAAGUAACAGAAACACAGUGCUUUCUCUUCUUUUAAAGGCUGUUUGUAAAAUGGUUGGGAAAACAUACUGGGUUCUCAGGAUGUGCUUUGAACGUAUUGAGUUCAAAUUUUAGAGAUUAUGAAGUGAAGGCAUCAGAAGCUGAAACAGUUCACUCUUAGGGAAUCACUGGACGCUGGUGAGGCCUUGCCUCCCCUCUCCCGGUAGAUGUGGUGCCACAUUCUGCCUCUCCAGCCAGAAUGAAUUUACCAGUUCACUGUCACAUUCAAUGAAACAGACUGAGUUUGCUGGGUUGUCAUCCAUCCCAAGCUUAGCAUGGACCUCACCGUAACCAUCUCAGUACCCACAGCACUGAGCAGGGCACCGUGGUGUCUACCUUCUCUGCCACCACCCACUCCAAGGCCCUGUCACUGGUCACCUUGAUGCUAGCAACAAUGGCCUAACUUAGUCCUCCCCGGCCCUGCUCAGCAUCUCUAUGCCUUAUGCAUUCUUAACAAGAUUCAUACUGGCUUUGGGGGAGAUGUUGCCUUCUACGGACACACAUGAAUACGCACCCUGAAAUCUAACAGUUUCCUCCAUGCUUUAUCCCCAGCCCAUCCUACAGGGUUCUGCUCACCCAGCUACCUAGCCCUCUGGCCUGCAGCUCUUCUGUCAUGACACGCCUGUCUCCUUCAAGCUCUUCACUUUACCCUGUGCCCCUGCUCCAAACAUGCAGGAUCGUACUUCCCUCUUCUUUUGCUUUGGUCCUGUUUUCAAUAUUAACUCCUAAGAGAUGCCUCGAGGGCUCAUGCUCUCUCUCUCUCUCCCACCCCCUCCCCACUUAGAUUAGAUUCUGCUGUUAUCUUUCUAACCUAGGAGCCUAGUUUAGCUUCUUUUAUAGUAUUUGUGAUCCUUUUGGUUUCCUUACUGUUGCCCAGUUAUCCAUUGAGGUUCCUCUCCACCGGCCCCUGAGACUGUAUUACAUUUCUCGCUGCACACAGUAGGGAUCAAAGGGUCAAAUAAAUGCACUGAAUAAAUGAACAGCCGAACAGCCAGCUGGAGGUGCAUUGCGGUGACGGUGGGCUGUUUGCUUUGGGUGGUUUCUGUAGGUUUGGGUGUCUGGGGCCAACAUUCAGCCUUCAGGAGUUGGGAUCGUGGUCACUUGGAGAGGAGGGAAAGACUCAGGAGAAGGUCACGGUGACCAGGAAUCUUGGCAAGCUGCAGACCACGACUGGUUCGGUGUUUUAAUCUUCCAGCUGCACACAUGUGCGAAUUACAAGCACCUCUCCCGGCGCUCCAGCUGUGCUGCCUCUGCUGCGCCUCGCUCGCCGCGGCCUUAGCCAGCGACAGCAGUAGCGGCGGCAGCGGAUUAAAUGAUGAUUACGUCUUUGUCACGCCAGUAGAAGUGGACUCGGGUGGGUCAUAUAUUUCCCACGACAUUUUGCACACCAGCAGGAAAAAGCGCUCGGCGCAGAGUGGCAGGAGCUCCUUGCACUACCGAUUUUCAGCAUUUGGACAGGAACUACACUUAGAACUGAAGCCCUCGGCGCUUUUGAGCAGUCACUUUAUUGUCCAGGUACUUGGAAAAGACCGUGCUUCAGAGAUGCGGGAACCUUCUGUGCGACGAUGUUUCUAUCAGGGAUUUAUCAGAAAUGACAGCUCCUCUUCUGUGGCUGUGUCUACGUGUGCCGGCUUGUCAGGUCUCAUAAGGACACACAAAAAUGAAUUCCUCAUCUCACCGUUACCUCAGCUGCUGGCCCAGGAACACAACUACAGCGCCCCUGCGGGCCACCAUCCCCAUGUACUGUACAAGAGGACAGCAGAGGAGAAGGUCCAGUGGUACGGUGGCUACCCUGGCCCCAGCCGGACUUACCCCGGUCACUCCCCAAGUCACACUCCCCCUGCAUCCCAGAGUGCAGAGACAGAAUUCCACCAUCGAAGGUGGCAAAAGCAGCAUUUUUGUGGACGACGCAAGAAAUAUGCUCCGCAGCCUCCCACUGCGGACGCCUCCCGACGGCUUGAUGCGUCCGGGAGCUCAGGGCGGCCUCGGAGGUCGGCUGGGAAGCCCCCAAAGGGCCUCAGCGUGGAAACCCUCGUGGUGGCGGACCAGAAGAUGGUGGGCAAGCACGGCAAGGGGAAUGUCACCACCUACAUCCUCACAGUCAUGAACAUGGUUUCCAGCCUAUUUAAAGAUGGAACUAUUGGAAGUGACAUAAAUAUUGUAGUGGUGGGCCUCAUUCUUCUGGAACAAGAACCUGGAGGACUAUUGAUCAACCACCAUGCAGAUCAGUCUCUGAACAGUUUUUGUCAGUGGCAGUCUGCCCUCAUUGGAAAGAAUGGCAAGAGGCAUGACCACGCCAUCUUACUCACAGGAUUUGACAUUUGUUCCUGGAAGAAUGAACCAUGUGACACUCUAGGGUUCGCCCCUAUCAGUGGAAUGUGCAGUAAGUACCGAAGUUGCACCAUCAAUGAAGACACGGGGCUGGGGCUCGCUUUCACCAUUGCCCAUGAGUCUGGGCACAACUUUGGCAUGAUUCACGACGGGGAAGGCAAUCCGUGCAGGAAGGCUGAGGGCAACAUCAUGUCUCCCACACUGACAGGAAACAAUGGGGUGUUUUCAUGGUCUUCCUGCAGCCGACAGUAUCUCAAGAAGUUCCUUAGCACACCUCAGGCUGGGUGUCUAGUGGACGAGCCCAAGCAAACAGGACAGUAUAAAUACCCCGACAAACUGCCGGGGCAGAUUUACGAUGCAGACACACAGUGCAAGUGGCAAUUUGGAGCGAAAGCCAAGUUAUGCAGCCUUGGUUUCACAAAGGACAUUUGCAAAUCACUUUGGUGCCACCGAGUGGGCCACAGGUGUGAGACCAAGUUUAUGCCGGCAGCCGAAGGAACCAUUUGUGGCCUGAGUAUGUGGUGCCGCCAAGGCCAGUGUGUGAAGCUGGGGGAGCUCGGGCCCCGCCCCGUCCAUGGUCAGUGGUCCACCUGGUCGAAGUGGUCAGAAUGUUCCCGGACUUGCGGCAGAGGAGUCAAGUAUCAGGAGAGACACUGCAACAACCCCAAGCCUCAGUAUGGUGGCAAGUUCUGUCCAGGAUCUAGCCGUAUUUAUAAGCUGUGCAACAUUGACCCUUGUAGUGCAAAUAGCUUGGAUUUUCGAGCCCAGCAGUGUGCAGAAUAUAACAGCAAACCUUUCCGUGGAUGGUUCUACCAGUGGAAACCCUAUACAAAAGUGGAAGAGGAGGAUCGAUGUAAACUGUACUGUAAGGCCGAGAACUUUGAAUUUUUUUUUGCAAUGUCCGGCAAGGUCAAAGAUGGGACUCCUUGUUCCCCGCACAAAAAUGACAUCUGUAUCGAUGGGAUUUGUGAACCAGUAGGAUGUGAUCACGAACUUGGGUCCAAAGCAGUUUUGGAUGCCUGCGGCGUCUGCAAAGGUGAUAAUUCAACUUGCAAGUUUUAUAAAGGGCUGUACCUCAACCAGCAUAAAGCAAAUGAAUAUUAUCCAGUGGUCAUCAUUCCAGCUGGUGCCCGAAGCAUUGAGAUCCAAGAGCUCCAGAUAUCCUCCAGUUACCUUGCCGUGCGAAGCCUUAGCCAGAGGUAUUACCUCACAGGCGGCUGGAGCAUUGACUGGCCGGGGGAGUUCCCUUUUGCUGGGACCAUGUUUGAAUAUCAGCGCUCCUUCAACCACCCGGAACGCCUGUAUGCACCAGGACCCACGAACGAGACACUGGUCUUCGAAAUUCUGAUGCAAGGCAAAAAUCCUGGGAUAGCUUGGAAGUAUGCACUUCCCAGGGCCACAAACGGAACUCAUUCGGCCACGAAAAGACAGCAGCACACCUGGAGCACAGUGCAGUCAGCCUGCUCCGUCUCCUGCGGAGGAGGUUACAUAAGUGUAAAGGCCAUUUGCUUACGAGAUCAAAAUACUCAAGUCAAUUCUUCAUUCUGCAAUGUAAGAACCAAGCCAGCAACUGAAGCCAAAAAAUGCAAUGCUUUCUCCUGCCCGGCCUAUUGGAUGCCCGGUGAAUGGAGCACCUGCAGCAAGUCGUGCGCUGGGGGCCAGCAGAGCCGGAAGAUCCAGUGUGUGCAGAAGCAGCCCUUCCGGGAGGAGGUAACAGCAGUGCUGCAUUCUCUCUGUCCCGUGAGCACACCCACUCAGGUUCAGGUCUGCAACAGCCACGCCUGCCCUCCGGCAUGGAGCCCGGGGCCCUGGUCUCAGUGUUCCAAGACCUGUGGCCGUGGAGUGAGGCGGCGUGAGGUCCUGUGUAAGAGUGCUGCCGCGGAGAUCCUCCCUGAGAGCCUGUGCAGCAGCAGCCCCAGGCCUGAGGUACAGGAGGGCUGUGUGCUGGGACGGUGCCCCAAGAACAACCAGCUACAGUGGGUCACCUCUUCCUGGAGUGAGUGUUCCACAACCUGUGGCUUGGGUGUGAGGCGGAGAGAGAUGAAGUGCAGUGAGAAGACCUUCCAGGGAAAGCUGGUCACUUUCCCUGAGCGAAGAUGCCGCAAUAUUAAGAAACCAAACCUGGACUUGGAAGAAACGUGCAGCCACAGGGCUUGUCCAGUGUACAACUGGGCACCGGGAUGGUAUUCAUCACCAUGGCAACAGUGCACAGUAACCUGCGGGGGAGGCGUUCAGACCCGCUCAGUCCACUGUGUGCAGCAAGGCCGGCCCUCCUCCAGCUGCCUGCUCCACCAGAAGCCGCCAGUGCUCCGAGCCUGUAAUACCAACUUUUGUCCAGCUCUGGAAAAGAGAGAGGACCCAUCCUGUGUAGAUUUCUUCAGCUGGUGCCACCUCGUUCCUCAGCAUGGUGUCUGCAAUCACAAGUUUUAUGGGAAACAGUGCUGCAAGUCCUGCACGAGGAAGAGCUGAUCUUGGGGACAGCCCUGUUGCUGUUUCAGCCUCCAGAGAGACCAGACCCCUUCCAUCCUAGGCUGAGUCCUGGGACCUUCUGUGAGCUGCUGCAGGGUCUCCCUUAUCAAUCCCCUGAGCAUGAGGUACUCUGAAGCACUUGAACAUGAGAAGCGAUGACAAAUCUGACUUACACUUUGAUUUGCACUGUUACACAAAAGAAGUGAUGCGUCAUGCAGAUCUGUCAAUUUGCAAUUUGACAAACUGAGAGUCUCAUCAAGUCUGAGACAGUCCUCUUUCCCUCUCCUUGAACUUCAAAGGAUUCAAUGACACAGACAUGUUUUUUUUUUUA